Messenger RNA from Seriola aureovittata, 1210 nucleotides. Its product is annotated as PLAC8-like protein 1. The coding region runs from base 75 to 497 and encodes 140 amino acids. The transcript has 4 exons. NCBI's taxonomy places the organism in Eukaryota, Metazoa, Chordata, Actinopteri, Carangiformes, Carangidae. The record is from RefSeq and is a predicted model, not a curated record.
GCCAAACAUAGCAGCCAACAGUUGGACUUGCUUUUCCGAGGAUUUUGAUAACUAAACUCUUAAACAGUUGAACUAUGUCUCGAAGGGUGGUCCAGGUCCAGCCGGGGAGCAGGGUUCAUGAAGCGGGUCAGUGGAGCACUGGCCUGUGUGAGUGUCAUAAAGACAUAGGGGACUGCUGCUUUGCCCUGUGCUGCCUCCCAGUGUUUACUUGCAAGGUGACCAGUGCAGUGGGUGCGUGUCCCUGCCUUCCUCUGCUGGACUGUAUGGGCUGUGUACCGCCUGCCUCUCUCGCCAUGAGGGCUUCUGUCAGAGAACGAUAUGGAAUACAGGGGAGCGUGUGGAGCGAUUGCCUGUACGGAUGCUGCUGCUAUCCGCUAUCUUGGCUCCAGAUCUCCAGAGAGCUGAAGAGAAGAGCAGCAUCCCACGCCGCCUCCUCCUCCUCGUCGGCAGCCAGAUACACCGCUCUGACCUCCCUGCAGGGGGCGCACUUGGUCUAGACACAUCCAGCACUUUUUUUCUUUUCUUCUGGCCUCGGCCGCCACCACCAGUCCUCCAGAGCAUGGGAGCUGAUUUAAUCACACUUCCCCUGGUCGGCAGCCGCUCCCUGUUACCUCAGAGUAUUCAGCAGGGACACAAUGUCUAUUAGAGCAGGGGGUGUUUUGCAUGUUAUCUUGGGUUACCAAUCAUUUAUUCUUUCAGUGGUGGAAAGUAACUAAGUCCAUUUACUCCUGUACUGUACUUAAGUUCAGUUUGGAGGUUUGUGUAUCUCAACUUUAUGCUACUAUAUACUUCUAAUGAACUGCAUUGAGAGUGAUAUAUUGUGCUUUUUACUCCAUUAAAUUUCUUUGACAGCCAUAGUUACUAGUUACCUUUCAGAUUAAGAUUUUACACUUCCAAAAAUCAGUUGCCCCUUGUCACAUUUCAAGUGUCUAUGAGCUGUUAUCAGCUCCACAAAGGAUAUCUCUUCUAAGAGUAACUUAAAGGUCCCAUAUUAUAAAGUGAGAUGUCUGUGUCUUCUUUGAUUAUACAGCAGGUCUAGGUUCUAUAUUAAUACUGUAAAAGUAUCAAAGCGCUCAGUCCACAGAGAAAUGCACACAGCCUGUAUUCAGACACUGAGCCUUAAAACCAGCCGUAAGGACUUCUGUAACUUUGUGAUGUCACAACAAAGCAUGCAGCGCUCUCUGCCAUGCCCCAAGCCCCGCCCACCUGG